Ochlerotatus camptorhynchus is the source of this 490-nucleotide messenger RNA. RefSeq lists its product as uncharacterized. The coding region runs from base 2 to 490 and encodes 162 amino acids. The transcript is spliced from 2 exons. NCBI's taxonomy places the organism in Eukaryota, Metazoa, Arthropoda, Insecta, Diptera, Culicidae. The record is from RefSeq and is a predicted model, not a curated record.
UAUGGCCGGUACGAUGGACGAAUUAUUGUGCGAGUUAAGCUAUGAUUUCAACUUUCUGUCGCACGAAAUUCGAAUGGCCAUGCGACGGCUUGACCUUCAGCAGCGUCGUACGGUAGAAGCGUGGCUCCAUAAGCUUUCCACCACUAAUCAAUCGUUGGAAGAAGUUCGCUUAAGGAACGACUUUCUAUUCUACCUAUCAAGGAACUGUGAAGAGGGCACCUUGUUGCCUCCAUUUGAUCAGAAGCCACCCCCGGGAUACGUACUAAAUGCAACGCAUUUAAUGCCCAGUUUGGGAACCGAAAUGGCCGCUUCCACCAGCUCUAAGCCCGUCUACGAAGCCUACACGGGGCCUUCAACUCCCUCCCAAUCCCAGAAAGCUGAACUUUUCAAACGAUCACCGGACGGAGGAGCAUUCCUGGUGUCACAGCCAGUACCACGGUGCGGGGCAUUCUGUUAUCUUGCCGUUGUUAGCAAACAACCGAAAAAGUAG